Molecule: messenger RNA, 1296 nt
Organism: Neoarthrinium moseri
Lineage: Eukaryota; Fungi; Ascomycota; Sordariomycetes; Amphisphaeriales; Apiosporaceae
Exons: 2
Coding region: 1-1296 (431 amino acids)
Biological process (GO): L-histidine biosynthetic process
Molecular function (GO): pyridoxal phosphate binding; L-histidinol-phosphate:2-oxoglutarate transaminase activity
Source: RefSeq, a predicted model, not a curated record
AUGUCGCCUUUCAAUCUCGAAACUUGUGCCAGGCCUAACAUCCUCGCAUUGGAGCCCUACCGAUGCGCGCGAGAUGACUACAAGGAUGAUGGCACAAAUGUCCUCCUGGAUGCCAACGAGAAUGCCUUUGGGCCGUCGCUGCCGAAGUCAGUCACAGCAAACGGCGCUGCAGCUGCGGCAUCGGGCAACCCGGAGAUAGAUCUUUUGGGCCUGCACAGAUACCCAGACCCCCACCAGCACGAGCUGAAGCAACUGUUGUGCAAUCUUCGCAAUACUCACCACCACACUCCUAAGGCGAUCGGGCCCGAGAACCUCUUUGUGGGCGUGGGCAGCGAUGAGGCCAUCGACGCUCUGCUGCGCUGUUUCUGCAAGCCCGCACAGGACCGUAUCCUGGUCUGCCCGCCAACGUACGGCAUGUAUUCGGUGUCUGCGCAGGUCAAUGACGUGAGCCUCGUCAAGGUGCCCUUGCUGCCGGCCCCGACGUUUGGUCUCGACGUGGAGAAGAUCAUCGAAACGCUGUCCUCGGAGCAGAACAUCAAGCUUGCCUACUUCUGCUCGCCAGGAAACCCCACAGGAUCACUACUCGCCAAAGAGGACAUCCGGAGAGUUCUGGAGCACCCGACAUGGAACGGUGUGGUAGUCGUCGACGAGGCUUACAUUGACUUCUCGCCCGAAGGCUCCUCGUUGGCUGAGUGGGUAGCUGAGUGGCCGAACCUCGUCGUUAUGCAGACUCUGUCCAAGGCGUUCGGCAUGGCUGGUAUCCGACUAGGUGCUGCCUUCACAUCGCCCCCGAUCGCCCGGCUGCUGAACAGUCUUAAGGCACCAUACAACAUCUCCAGCCCUACGAGCGCGCUGGCUACCUACGCAGUGUCUGCCAACGGUCUCACCACGAUGAGGGGCAACCUAGAGAAGAUCGUUGUGCAGCGAAACAGGCUGAUUGAGGAGAUGCCCAAGAUCAAGGGUGUGGGGCGUCUCAGGGGUGGCCAGGAGAGCAACUUCCUCCUCUUCGAGAUCCUGAACCAGGCAGGACAGCCGGAUAACGUGGCAGCGCUCGCCGUCUACGAGUCCUUGGCCGAGAGCAAGGGAGUUGUAGUACGAUUCCGCGGUAAGGAGCACGGCUGCUUAGGCUGCUUGAGGAUCACGGUUGGCACAGAGGAGGAAGUCACAAGAUUUCUGGCGGCGCUUGAAAAAUCGCUAGCCGAGUUCUACGGUGCCCAGAAGAUCCACGGCACCGAAGCUUCUGUACCAGCCGACGAGGCUCAGCGUGAGGCAGACGCAAGCGGCAUUGUGGCAUAG